Prosopis cineraria is the source of this 1311-nucleotide messenger RNA. RefSeq names its product isoflavone 7-O-methyltransferase-like. The coding region runs from base 61 to 1134 and encodes 357 amino acids. The transcript is spliced from 2 exons. The record is from RefSeq and is a predicted model, not a curated record. NCBI's taxonomy places the organism in Eukaryota, Viridiplantae, Streptophyta, Magnoliopsida, Fabales, Fabaceae. Gene Ontology annotation, molecular function: O-methyltransferase activity; protein dimerization activity; S-adenosylmethionine-dependent methyltransferase activity. Gene Ontology annotation, biological process: methylation.
AUUAAGCAUAUAGGUUUAUGAGAAAGAGCUCUUCAAAAUCAAAGAAAUCGCCAUAUAGUUAUGGAUUCCAUUGAAGCCGUCCCAGAAAGUGAGUGCUUUAAAGCUCAAGCUCACUUAUACAGGUACAUUUUUAGCCACAUUAAUGGCAUAGUUCUCAAGUGUUUUGUUCAGCUAGAUAUCCCUAACAUAAUCUACAAGCAUGGCCAACCCAUCACUAUUCCUCAAUUGAUCUCCAAACUAGAAAUUCAACCAACCAAAACUGCCUUUGUAGAGAGGCUUGUUCGCUUCUUGGUGCACAAUGGCUUCUUAUCAAAAACCAAAGUGCACGAGCAAGAUGAAGAAAUGGAGGUAUACACUCUCACUUCUUCUUCUAAACUACUCGUCAAAUGCAUGGAACCGAACCUGGCACCAAUGGUGUUAUCGUUUGUCGACCCUAGUUUCUUGGAUUCGUUUGAUUUUUUGCGAAGCUGGUUCAAACGGAAGGAGACGGUAACUGAGGUUGCCCUUGGGGCAACCAUUUGGGAAAUUUUUGAAAGAGAUUCUCAAAGAUUGAAGUCUUUCAAUGAAGCCAUGGCAAGUGAUUUACGAAUGAUCAGCGUCAUACUUAAAGACUCUAAAUCGAUCUUCCAAGGAUUGGAAUCCAUAGUUGAUGUUGGAGUCGGCACAUGCACCACAUGCAAAAUCAUCUCUGAAGCAUACCCUCAUCUGAAAUGCAUAGUUUUUGAUCGUCCAAAUGUUGUGGAAAAUUGUUCAGGAAGCAAUAACUUGAGUUAUUUUGGUGGCGACAUGUUUGAAUACAUACCUUCUGUCGAUGCUGUACUAUUGAAGUGGAUGUUACAUUGUUGGGAUGAUGAGCACUCUUUGAAGAUACUGAACAAAUGUAAGGAGGCAAUUGCAAAGAAAGGCGAAGGAGGGGUGAUAAUCAUUGAGGCAGUUGUAAAGGAGAAGGAAGAUGACAAUGACAUGACACUAUUCAAUUUGAAACUCUUGUUUGAUGUUAUGAUGAUGAGUAUGGUCAACGGCAAAGAAAGAACUGAGAAAGAAUGGAAGAAGCUUCUUGUUGUUGCAGGCUUCAAACAUUACAAGAUUACUCCUUGUUUUGGUUAUAGGUCAAUCAUUGAAGCUUAUCCUUAAUUAUUGUCUACUACUUCUUCUGUCCACCUUGUGUUAUAAGAUGUUUCUCGUUUUGAUUAUCCUAAAUUGUUAUCUGCUUUGCAACUUCUGGCCCUCUCCUCGAAGUAGCAUGCCUCAUGAAUGGUGAUGUAAACUAUUCACAAGUUUAUGGAAUAAAAUUUGCUGCAGUUAUUUUAA